AUGAAGGUCUUCGCCGCGCAGCUUGCUUUGGCCACAUUGGCAGUAGCCAGCUGGACCCAGAACAUCAACUACCGUUCUCCAUCCGAGCACCAUCCAGGACUCGGCAUCUCGUUGCACAAGGUCAACAAGCGUAACACACCUGAUCGCAAAUUCAAUGCGUCUCAGCUGUCCUUCACACAUGGCGUAGCCAGUGGUGAUCCCUACCCGAAUUCCGUCAUCCUGUGGACACGAGCAGCCCCGGUCGAAUACACCAACCACAGCGUCGACUCCAACACCACUGUCUCUGGCUAUGUUCCGUUGUACUGGCAUGGGCCUACGCAGGUCUCCACGGCACCUGUCUGCGUUGAGUUCAAGGUCUCGAGAACAAAGGACUUCAAGCGCGUCGAGAGCAAGGGCACUGCGUACACCUCUAGCGACAUUGACUUCACCGUCAAGGUCGAAGCUAAGAACCUGACUGCCUUCACUCGCUACUAUUAUCAGUUCAACAUCUGUGGAAGCAACAACACAAGUCCCCUCGGACGCACCAAGACCACACCUUACCCCACCGACUACGCCGCCAAGGUCGGCUUGGCAAUUUACAGCUGCAGCAACUUCCCGUUCGGCUACUUCAAUGCCUACGGUAACCCGGUCCGCAAAGACAGUGUCGACUACGUUAUCCACCUCGGAGACUACAUCUACGAGUAUGCUGGCAAUGGUGACUAUGGCUAUGGAAAUGGCAUCAACCGCGUUCCGCAACCUGCGCAUAUCAUCUACACCCUCUACGAUUACCGCCAACGUCUAGCCAACUACCGUACUGACCAGGAUCUACUUUAUUCGCAUGCUACUUACCCAUGGAUCCCCGUGUGGGAUGACCACGAAGUGGCCGACAACACCUACCGUGAUGGCGCCUCAGAGCUCAACAACACCGAGGCCUCCUUCGUUGCCGACGGCGGUGUAUCUGUUGACCAACGCAAGAUGAACGCGGUUCGUGCGUACUUCGAAUGGAUGCCGAUCCGUCAAGUUGAGAUGGACGACAACCUCCGGAUCUGGCGAAGCUUCCAGAUCGGCUCGCUCUUCGAUCUGAUCAUGCUCGACACUCGCCAGUACGACCGCUCUAUCACCGACCUCUACUGGAACACCGAGUACAUUGAUGGCAUUGCCAACGAUGCUGGUCGAAGCAUGAUGGGUUCUCGCCAGGAGAACUGGUUCUACAACCAACUUAGUGCAUCUGCGAACCGUGGUGCACGCUGGCGAGUGAUUGGGUCUCAGACUGUGUUCUCACGCGUGAACGAGUCUGUUGCGUAUGGCAAUGUCUCCCCGUUCGACGUGGACGCUUGGGAUGGCUACCUCUCGAACCGCAACCGUACCCUCAGCCACCUCACCAACAACAACAUCGGCAACAACAUCGUGAUUUCCGGUGACAGCCACGCGUCAUGGGUUUCGGAUCUCGUCUGGCUGGGCAACUCCAACUACAGCAGCAGCGCUGGUAACGGUGCUCUGGGUGUAGAGUUUGCUGGAUCAGCCGUUACGUCGCCGUGCCCCUACGGACAGAACAUCACCAUUGCCGCAGCGAACAACUUUUCCCGAGCACUCACCAACGCCAACGAGGAGCUCCAAUGGCAAGAUCUGUACUACCGUGGGUACUUUGAGCUACAGAUCGGCUACGACGAGGUCAAUGCAUCCUUCUUCGGUAUCCCAAACAUCAAGAACGCCAAUGCGGAUGAGAUCUCGCUCGCCAACUUUACUGUCAAGAGCGGCGAGAACAGGCUGCAGAGGCCGGUGGGUGGCGGCAUUGUCGAGAGUGGUAGCUUGAAGGGCGGUCUGGUCACCCAAACCAACAUCACCAACAACACUGCAACCGGACAGUACCGUGUCACCGGCGCCAAGCUGUAA
Messenger RNA from Dissoconium aciculare CBS 342.82, 1872 nucleotides. RefSeq lists its product as uncharacterized. The record is from RefSeq and is a predicted model, not a curated record. The transcript has a single exon. The coding region runs from base 1 to 1872 and encodes 623 amino acids. Lineage: Eukaryota; Fungi; Ascomycota; Dothideomycetes; Mycosphaerellales; Dissoconiaceae.